ACAUGGGCAUCUAUUGUGAUAGUGUCCACAGUGUGUGUAUUCUAUACAACUUUGGGAGGUAUAAAGGCGGUACUGUGGACCGACGUCUUCCAAUUCGUCGUUAUGGUGACGGCCAUGCUAGCAAUAUUAAUCAAGGGCUACAUAACAAUAGGAGGAAUGUCUCCGGCCUGGGAUGCUAUGGCAGCAGGAGACAGAUUGAAUUUCUUCGUGUUUGACCCGUCUCCUGCCACUCGUCACUCAUUCUGGACAAUGCUUAUUGGGACCACCUUUCUGUCCAUUGGGUUCUCUUGUUUCAACCAGGCCAGUGUACAGAGGAUUGGCUCCGUCAAGACGGACAAAGAUGCAGUAAAGGCUGUGCUGAUGAACGCACCAUUUCUGCUGGUCCUUACCGUCCCUGCCGCCCUGUGUGGAAUAGCAGUUUACACACAUUACACUUUGCUGAGGUGUGACCCGUUAAAGAUGAAAUACGUCAAGAAUGAGAACGAGCUACUGGCUUAUUAUGUGAUGGAUGUUCUGCAAGAUUUGCCGGGAGUUCCCGGUCUGUUUAUUGCCGCGCUGAUGUCGGGCGCUCUCAGUUCUAAUUCCUCUUCUCUCAACGGCAUAGCUGCAAUUUUAUGGGAGGAUUUCCUUAAAUAUCGGUAUGGCAAGAUUAGCGACUGGAAGGCGGCGCUUAUAGCCAAAAUAACAGUUAUCGUGUUUGGUGGUAUAGGGACCUUGGUAGCAUUCAUGGUGACUCUAAUAGGUGGAACAAUAUUCCAGAUUGCACUAGGGUUUGAUGGUGCCACCAACGGGCCGUUAUUCGGUCUUUUCUUUCUGGGUAUUCUGUGUCCGUUCGCCAAUUGGCAGGGGGCUCUAACAGGGGGAGCCACCAGCGUUGCCAUUCUACUGUGGUUGAAUAUUGGCAGUCAACUUACAUCAUCCACUUCUUAUAAUCCCAUUCUGCCGUCCGUUCCCAGCGACCGCUGCGAGAUUAACGCCACCGUGAACGAGACUUGGACAUAUGGCGUCACGACUGUUUGGAAUGCUCAAAGUAACGUCACAACCCUUGGUGCUGUAAUGAGUGGAACAGGGUCACAGUCUUAUUCAGGAUUAAACGGAUUUUAUGCCACGUCCUAUUUGUACUAUUCACCUCUUGGUAUCCUUACCACAGUAUUGGUUGGGGCUGCUGUCAGCGCCAUCAUCAAUCGUUACACGCGCAGACAGCCGUAUUUUGACAAGAAUUUGGUGCUAAGGCCCUUACGACGUUUCGUUCCCAGCAAAACGAAAUACGCAUACGAGUUGGAAGCGACCCCGCCAACCGAGGAAAGUUGUCAGUCAGCGUUAACUGACUCGUAAACUGUCUUGCCCACCAAUGGUUACAUUCGCAACAGCGGGCUAAUAGAUCCCACUUGAAUGCUUGUCGCUUAAUUCUCGCGGGGAAUGUAUUCAGUGUUUACAAGGGGAUUAUGCCGCAAACUGUCAAGUGGGUUGGCCUUAUUUGAUCUCUUAC
Molecule: messenger RNA, 1489 nt
Organism: Lingula anatina
Lineage: Eukaryota; Metazoa; Brachiopoda; Lingulata; Lingulida; Lingulidae
Product: sodium-coupled monocarboxylate transporter 1
Biological process (GO): transmembrane transport; sodium ion transport
Cellular component (GO): membrane
Molecular function (GO): symporter activity
Source: RefSeq, a predicted model, not a curated record